Molecule: messenger RNA, 1309 nt
Organism: Gaeumannomyces tritici R3-111a-1
Lineage: Eukaryota; Fungi; Ascomycota; Sordariomycetes; Magnaporthales; Magnaporthaceae
Exons: 3
Coding region: 191-985 (264 amino acids)
Biological process (GO): transcription by RNA polymerase III
Cellular component (GO): RNA polymerase III complex
Source: RefSeq, a predicted model, not a curated record
GCUUGAGCAAAAAUGGCAGCUCCUCUAGUCGUGACUCCACCGGCGUUAGAAAGAACGAGCCAGCCAACCCCGCCGGCAAUUUUUUCUCUCUGUCCAACUUGAACUCUCCCCCAAAACCCGGGUCAGCUGGUAGGCACGAUGCGACAACGACAAUUGCGCCCCUUCACCGGCUGAUCACAUCUCCAUCGCAAUGUCUCGAGGUGGCGGCCGUGGUGGCGGCCGCGGCGGUCGCGGCGGGGCCCGGGGCAGCCUUGCCAACGUCGCCUGGGCGAACGACCCCAACAUCAAGGCCGACAUGCGUCCGUCCGAGGUUUUCCCUGAAUACGUUGUCCCCCGCGCCGCGCCGCUCUCUGUCCCCGAAAAGGCCCAGGUCUCGUCGUACCUGCUCUUCCGCGAGCAGAUCCAUUCGGGCCCCUUAUAUACACAGAUUCGCACCUGGAACGCCGAGCCCGACGGCCCGCAGCGGACGUACGGCCAGGAGCAGGUCAACCGGCGGUACGGCGUCAAGAACAAGGCCACCGUCGAUCCGUUCUUCGCCAUGCCCAUGUACUCCAAGAGGCUCGAGCCAAAGGAGCGCCCGUUGCCCGACCUCUCCACGAGGCCAUUCAUGAAGAGCUUCUUCCCAGAAGAGUUGCACGCGACCCUUGAUGGCGACGACACCGCGGCUAGAAGCCGGGGCAAGGGCGCCAAAAAGAAGGUCCUGACAUUGUCCGACGUGCACUCGCUGCGUACCGCCGAGGACAUCUUUGGUCGGAACGAGACAGCGGAGGAGCAGAAGCGACGACUGGAGGCGCUCGAGAAGGGUGAGGCCGGCGAGGACGAAAACGAUAUCCUCGACCCCGACGACGAGGAGAUGAUGGAGGAGGAAAUCGACGACGAGUACGAAGACUCGGAUGAGGGCGACUACAAUGCCGAGGCUUACUUCGACGGCAACGACUACGACGAUUACGAUGAAGGGGACGACGGUGCGGAGGGCAUAUACUAAUCAGCGGUGGGUUUUCUUCGUUUUUGUUUGGGCCGUGCCGCGAGCGCCGGCGGCGGGCGUUUGGCGUAUUUGGGCCAUUGGCCAUAUAUGGUGCCAACUACUUGGCUAGAUAGAUAGCAGCUUGAGCGAUCAGUUCCCUGAUGGAUUUACGGCGGGUAUGCUAUUAGUUUUGGAAGAAAACUACAAGGAAUCGCUGGAUGCCGCAUGUUCAAAAUCCCUCUUGUCUUCGGGCGAUGAGGCAAGUAUCGUAGAGCGUUUUUUUCGUUACCAAUUCCUCCGGCCACCCCGCCCUCUGCCGCCAAACCCGCCCCUGCCACCACCUCC